Trichoderma harzianum CBS 226.95 is the source of this 1374-nucleotide messenger RNA. RefSeq lists its product as hypothetical. The coding region runs from base 1 to 1176 and encodes 391 amino acids. NCBI's taxonomy places the organism in Eukaryota, Fungi, Ascomycota, Sordariomycetes, Hypocreales, Hypocreaceae. The transcript is spliced from 4 exons. The record is from RefSeq and is a predicted model, not a curated record.
AUGUCAUGCCGCAACGGAAUAUUUCAUAUUAACCAAUCGCAAGUUCAACACACCCUUAAAACGCUUGCUCUAUGUCUUCUGGUCUAUCCAAUCCCCGUCGCGUCGUAUACGUACUAUCGAGACACUGAAUCCUGCGAUCUUGUCGGCGACGGCGACAUUUACGGCAUUGGCAUCCGUAUUAGCAUCUAUAUUCAGUCUUUUACUGCGAUAAUUGGCCUUCUUGCUUCUGGGCCCGAGGUCUUACGCCCACUGCGGUUUGGUUUCAAUGCCGUCGCCACAGCCAUUGUGAUCAAUUUCUUCAAGGACAUCAAUCGCAACGGCUUUCUAUAUCUGGAAUACUGGAUCAUUUUUGCGCAAUUGCAGUUCAUUUUAUGGAUCCUCAACUACAUAUCUAUUCUUAUGAUCAUAGCAACAACAAUGAAAGAAAACGAACCACCACAAGAUUACCAAACAUCAUUCCUGGCUUUGAUUUUUCUCUUGAUGCAUGGCGUCAGAAGAGAUAUCAAAGAAGAAUUUUGGCUGAGAUUGAACAAGUCAAUAGAUUGCAAAGAAAUGAUUAACUUCUAUGUUCCUGUUCAUAUGUACACAAAAAAAUGGUAUUACUUUCUUAGGGUCUCUUCAGUGCUGGCAGCCUCGACACUUCUACCUGCCACUAUCUUCGGUGUCGUAUUAUACUUCACCCUUGGGUUCUGGGUUGAGUUUAAGAAACUCAAUGCCAGUAAGCCACAAGCUGAGUCAGAUGCAUUAAUCUUAUCCUCUCGGAAAUCUGAUCUAGGCUACGCAAUUCUUUUUCUCAUUACUUUGUUGCCGACGACUUUCUCCCCCACUAUAUUAUAUACCAUGGUCGGCCUCUUUGCUCUUAUAUCUGGUAUCAUUUGGACUGAAGGAACUAUUCGGGUCAACAACAUCGAUCUAUCCGGCGCCACCAUCUCUUCAUCAGGUCAACUUAUUUCGCUUAUUGUCACGAUAUUUACCUCAAUACCAAUACUGUGGACUAUCUUUCUUGCAUUUUUCACAGGAGGGAAUCCGCAACCGGCCGAGAAUCAACAGCACGUAAAUACACUUGCCGAAGAAGCUACUAAUGGAACUGAUUUACGACACCAAGAAAGAGAGAAUCAGACUGUUGGUCCGGUAAUGGCUGGGCAUCUUGGCAUAGAUGCUGAUACUAUUGUUUAGCUUGCUUGGCAUGAUCCGGCAACGAACCACAAAGACUGGUGUUGACGGCUGGUUUUGACAGACUGAUAUAGUAACUAAGAUUUGCAAAGAUGAUACUUGAGAAAUAAUACGGGCCACAGCAAUCUAGGAAGACUACAGAAAUUCAUGCAGUGAAUUUUAUUAAAGGAAGAGAGAAUAGAGCAACAUGUGGUGUCGAAC